AUGGAAUUUUACAAUAAUUUAAAAUAUACAAAGAUAUCUAGAGUUAAACUAAAGAGAAAAUAUAUUGUAUUAUUUACACUAUUAAUUUUCAUAUAUAUAAUAGAAUUUAACUCAUUAGCUAAUUCUUUCCAAGAAACAAACACACUUUUAAAUGAAACUGUAAAUAAGACAAAAGAAUUAUCUGAGAAUAUUGAUUCCACAAAAAAUGGAGAUAAUUUAGACACCUCUAAUGGAUUACUUAAUCAACGUGAUUUUGAUGAUGAAAGUGAUGAUGAAGAAUAUGAUCAUCUUAAAUCUCAGAAAUUUGUUAAUAAUGGCACCCAUAAUAUUAUAAAUAAGAAUGGUAAUAAAACAAAUAAUAUUAAAACGUUAUAUUCAAAAGAUUUUAAAGGAAAUCACAUACAAAAUCAAGAAGAACGGACAAGUAAAAGUAAUCAAAAAGUAAAGAAAGUAUCAGAAUCAAAUAUUACAACUAUAGAAGAGGAAAUUGAAAUAAUUAAGAGCAAAUUAAUGAAUUCUACAUUUAAACUUGAUGAUUUUUAUGCAAGAACAGUUUUUGAUAAAUUAUUUGAGAUCUUUGAACCUGCUAGUGAUAAGAUUUUGGACUUUUUGGAAGUAAAUAAAAAUUUGACUAGGAUUAUAGAUACUUCUAAAUCUAUUACUAAUAUUGCAGAUUCAUAUGGAGUUUUGUCAUAUUUAUGGUUUUAUGGAAUACCAAAUAAACGUGGUAGAUUAGAAUUUCCUUAUGGAUGGCCAAGAAAUAUUGAUAUAGCUCUAAGAUAUGCCUUAAAAGGAGCAACCAAAUUUAAUUGUGGUUUUUGCUAUACAAUGAUGGGAUUACUUUUUGCUUGGGGAUAUCCUCCUCUUGUUAAUAAUACUCAUGGAUGGAUAGGAAUUGAUAAUUCUACGUCUAAAGUGGAUUUAUUAAAAUAUUCAGCAUCUAAAAAUACUUACUUCUUAUAUCAAAAUCCACAUAGAUAUACUAAUAACAUGGACUCUGAGAAGAUUAAUUUUCCAUUAGAAAAGAAUGGUUUUGACUUGGUAUCUAUGAAUUAUGCUUUAGCAUCUAAAAAUAAGGAUAUUUUUGGGCAGCUUGCAAAUUCAUACUACUUAAGAUAUAGCCUCUCAGAUAUAAGUUAUCAAUAUAACACAUUAGAGAAUUCAUCUUCUUUUAGUCUUCACAGAGUUCCAAGAAAUUUAACAUCAGUUGUUGGGUUAUCUUCUUCCUCAAGAUGUAUUGUGGCUCUAGAACCUCUAAUCUUUGUAGCAAGUAAAACUCUUGGUGAUAGUAGAGAUCUUUUUCUUCCUGAAAUAUCAACUUUAUUGAGGGAAAAUAAAGCAAAAGAACAUGAGACAAAACACUAUGCUGAAUGGGUUAAAAGUCUUGCAGCUGAUAGAGAUCCAGAAGGAAUGACAUCUUUAGGAGAACUUUAUUAUUAUGGACAUGAAGCAGGUGGAAUAGCAAGAGAUGUAAAUAGGGCUGCUCAACUUUGGGAAGAAUCAGCAAGAAGAGGAGAUCCUCAAGGUGCUUUGGCAAGAGCCUUUUUAAAUUUAGAUGGAACAAUAGGUACAGAAAGAGAUUCUAGUCCUUAUUUAAGACAGGUUGCAAGGAAUGGGGAACCUUCUGCAGCAGCAUUAGCUAACUAUUAUAUAUAUAAGCUUGGACUAGAAGUGGAUAAGAAUUCUACAAUAGCUGGCCAGUAUUUAAAGUUAGCAGCAGAUCUUGGUGAUGGUAAUGCUCAAUUAAUUCUUGCACAUGCUUAUGCUGGAGGAAAAAUGGGAGUGAUACCUCCUGGAGGUCAGAAUGAUACUUUAGCUCUAAAGUAUUAUAAACUUUCAGCUGAGGGAGGUAGAACUGUUGCUUAUUUUAACUCAGCUGUACUAACUUUGAAAGGCUCAGACAAAAAAUACAAAACUGAGGAAAGUAGAUGCACUGCUUCCAUAGACUAUUUGACUCGUGUUGUAAGGAAAAAUAAUCAUGUAAAAUUUUUGAGCCUACUUAGUAGGAAGUCAUAUGAAAAUGGGGAUAUUGUAGGAUCUCUUUUAAGAGAAAUGACCUUAAGUGAAAUGGGUUUCAUUGAGGGACACAUUAAUUCGCAGGAUUUAUGGAAAGAAAAGUCAAUUUUGUUUUAUAAUAAUGCAAUUAAAAAAAUGAUUAAUAAUAUAAAUUACGAUACCUAUAAAAUGAUAGAACCGGUAUGUAAGGUAUCGGAUUUAGAAUCUGUUGAUAUUUUGAAAGAUAAUUAUUUGAAUUUUUUGAAUAUUAUGAAUAAGAUACAAAGUAAAUUAGAUAUAUGUGAGGUUACAGUAUUGGAUGAGAGUAAUGAGAAAUUUUCUACUUUAUAUCCAAACAAAUUUGAUUUGGAAAUGAGUGGAAUCUCUUCUAAAUCUUUUUGUUUGGUAAAGGCAAAUAGGAGAGAAGUUUUCUUUAAUGUUCCAAUCAACUUUGAUAGCUCAAUUAUUCACUUGAAUUCAACUUAUUUCAAAUAUUAUGAUAUGUUUAAUUCACAAAAUGCUACAUUGAGAGGUAAAUUAGAUUUAAAUUACUCAAGAAAUAUGUCAGAAAAGGAGAAAAAUAGGGUAUCUGAAUUUUUAAAUUGUUGGAUGAGACCAAAAUCUUAUUAUGAUAAUUUGGGGAAAAAUAAAAAACCAUUAUUAAAUAGAAUGAUUGGUGAUAGAAUUAUAGAUGAGAUAGAUGAUGAAGAAAGUGAUCAAGAAGAAAUGAAUAUAUUUGAUAGAAUAUUGGAGUUAUGGCAAAGGCCUAAAAGUGGGAGCUAUAGAAGGUACCCAAAACCGUGGUAUAAAGCCUUUAACAAAAUAUUUAAAGUUUUCAAAUAUGUAUUAAAUUCAGCUUUCUUUAAAUCAAUGAAAAACUUAAAUUCUUACUUUGGAACUAAUAUAAAUAAGAAUUAUAUUCAAAAAAAGGAAAAAGGAGGUUUAUUUUCAAGUAUCUUUUUAGAUCUAGAUGAGGAUUUUGAAAUUGAUGAAAAGAAGGUACCGGAAAUUAUACAAUUACAAAGAAACUCAUCUCUUUGGUGUAGUCAUUAUUAUACACGAAGAUCAUCGUCAAAUGGAGAUAUUUCUUCAACCCAAAAUUUGGUUCAACAAUUUUUAGAAGGAAGUUUUGGAGUUAAUAAAGAUCCUGUUUUUGCUUUUAAAUUCAUAAUGCAGGGAGUAAAUAGUAGAGAUCCAAAAUCAAUUUUGGAUUAUGCUAUUGCUCUUAAUAAAGGUAUUGGAGUUAAGAUGGAUAAACCAAAAUCUUAUAGACUUCUUUGGCAUUUGAUGACUAGAGGUCCAUUUAAUAUUGAAGAUAUUCUUCCUAAGGUACCGUCAAAACCCAAGUUUACUCCAUCUAUAUUUGACACUAUUAGGGAAGCUUUGGAACCUUUAAUAAAAAAUAAUACAAAUUUGAAUAAUACACGUAUUAUAAACUUGAAUAAUAAUAAUUACAACAAUAAUAGUAAUGUUUACUUAAAAGAAUCUAAAGAGAUAAAUAACUUUGAUUUUGAAGAUCAUUAUCAAGGAGAGGAUGAUAAUGAGGAAGAACAAGAUCAGGACCAAGAUCAAGAUCAAUCUAGCUUGAAUAGUGAUUCAAAGUAUAAAAAAGGAAGAAGAGCUAGAAUGAAUGAUACUAUUAACAUGAAUCUCAAGACACAACAAGACCUGGCUACCAGAAUCUCAUCUUUUAAUAUUUUAAUGAUAUUAACUUUAGAUUGGAUUUAUUUUAACAUUGUUUUAAGAUGUUAUUACUCUUCUUUGGCUUUGAAGAAUCAGAUUUGGUCUUCUUUAUUUAAUUUAUACUACAAAAACAUGAGUAAUGAAGAUUUAUUAUUGGAGAAUAAGGUGGUUAAUAGUAAUAUUAAUAAAAGUAUGCAUGAUAAAGUUUUGGAAAACGAGAAUUUUAAUAUGAAUUUUUCUUCUUAUGAAUUAAUAAAAAACAGUAUCAAAGAUCCAAGUAGGAUUUUAGAUACUUGUAAUAAUAAUAUAUGUAAUAUUAAUAAAAAGAUCAAAUCUGAAAUAUAUUGUAGUUUAUUUAGACAAGAUUUAUGUGAAUAUUCAGAAACUUCCGAAAAUUUAAAAAGAAACAAUAAAUUAUCAAAUAAUAAUGAAAAAAACAAUGAACUAUUGGAAGAAGAUCUAAUCUUAAUGAUAGAUGAGGAUCCAUUUCCUUUGUUAUCCAAAUUUAGAUAUAUUUCAGAUGAAGAAUAUGGAAGGGCUUCAAAUAUUUGGAAAGCCUCUAUUUCAAUUAGAUUGUACUACUUCAUCUUAAGGAUAGUUAUUAUUAUUGGUACCAUUUCAGUUUUGAUUCCACUUAAUAUUGCUAUAACAGAAAAACUAAGUCAUUAA
Molecule: messenger RNA, 4347 nt
Organism: Cryptosporidium ubiquitum
Lineage: Eukaryota; Apicomplexa; Conoidasida; Eucoccidiorida; Cryptosporidiidae
Exons: 1
Coding region: 1-4347 (1448 amino acids)
Biological process (GO): ERAD pathway
Cellular component (GO): endoplasmic reticulum membrane
Molecular function (GO): protein binding
Source: RefSeq, a predicted model, not a curated record